AUACACUAACAGCCUGCAAGGACAUGCCUUUCCUGAAGACUGUUCGGACUGAAUCCCAGAAUCGCUUGAGAUAACAACCAACGAUACACGUUUUAUACAGACGCCAUUUUCACCAGAACCGAGAACUUUUUUUUCCCUUCAGAUUUUUACUCUUAGAAAACAGAGACUAAACGCAGAUGUGCAGGAUGUUGCUGAAACUCUUAGCAGUGCUGUUCUUGUCCUCGGGUGCUUUAAGAGCACAAAGAUCGACUCAGGACGCAUUUAUGUUGGAAUACUUUCAGAGGAGAAUCUUGGAGAUGGAGGAACGACUAAUAAGAUGUGAUCAAGACAUCCAGAAAGUCAACCAGCGGAUGUACGACAUGUCCGCAGAGAUGCGAGGUCAGGUUGGCACCGUGAACGCACUAAAGUCAGAGAUUCAUGGCUAUGUGGAAAGCCUGGCCACACGGGUGGACCGAGUUGAAAGAGAUGUUGAGUACCUACACAAUAAACUUCCUGACACAUCUAGCGUUGAGAUCUCAGACUCUCUGCUGGAUCAACAAGUUCAAGAAACCCAAAGCAAGAGGAAAGCAGUUAUCACAGCGGGAAAAGAGUGUAGCACCAGAUUGUCUGGCAUCAAAUCACAGAAAAUCCUCAAGAAGGCAGGAGAUGCAGUAGGCUCAUGGCUAAAAGACCCAACCAUAGGCUCCUCUAAGAUCUAUUUCUUUAGCGGCUCCAGAAAUAACACGCUGCUUCAAUUUGGUUCUCUGAAGAGUUUCACCGAAUCCAAUACCAGCAAGCCCAAGGUCAUCCAGCUCCCUCGGCCAUGGCAGGGAACAGGCCACGCCAUCUACGAUGGCUUUGUCUACUAUCACAACGCUGACACUCAAAACGAAGUGCUGAAGGUUAGCCUUGUCAACCGCACCGUGGCCGACCGCAUGCUUCUUCCUACCGCUGGCCGCAUACCUACCUAUGGACUCACCUCUCACACUUUCCUUGACUUCGCUGUUGAUGAGAUGGGAUUAUGGGUCAUCCACGCAGAUCCGGACAUUGGCGGGAAUCUUGUGAUCACCAAGCUGGACUCCAAAAGUCUGUCAACGGAGCACACAUGGGAUACGACCUGCAAGAGCCGCAAUGCUGAAGGUGCCUUCAUAGUCUGCGGCACCCUGUAUGUUGUCUACAACUCGCACUCUGGAGGACGCUCCAGCAUCCAGUGCCUGUUUGAUAUCCAUGACACCAUCUGGAUUGAGGAUUUGCCUGUGAUGUACUUCCCAAAAGGCUACUCCAGCCACUCCAGCAUGCACUAUCAACCACAAGACAAGCAGAUCUAUGCUUGGGAUGAUGGCUACCAAACCGUCUACCAUUUGGAAGAAGUGAAGAAGUUGUUACAAGUAACAUAAAUUACAGUAAAACAACACUGCAUGUUUCUACCUAGUCACCUGGUCUCCGUUUAUCCGUUUAUCAUCACAUUUUCUGUCCUACAUCAGGUUGUACCAUUACCGUACAGUAUAUAUUUUUAGUAUGAACCUUUUUACCUGAGAAAGUGAAUGUUGUGUAACAUUAAAAUCUGUUUAAAGCAAAG
Molecule: messenger RNA, 1558 nt
Organism: Tachysurus vachellii
Lineage: Eukaryota; Metazoa; Chordata; Actinopteri; Siluriformes; Bagridae
Gene: olfml1
Product: olfactomedin-like 1
Exons: 3
Coding region: 177-1376 (399 amino acids)
Biological process (GO): signal transduction
Source: RefSeq, a predicted model, not a curated record